UUAUCCAGCUAUCCUUGAAAUGAAAUUGGAAAAUCACAACAUUCAAUUGGGAGAUAUAACACACCAUAAUGUAAAACUUUUAAAGCUAGUUAAUCAAGUUGUCUUUCCGGUUUCUUAUAAUGAAAAAUUUUAUAAAGAUGUUCUAGAAGUGGGUGAUUUAGCCAAAUUAGUUUAUUUCAAUGAUAUAGUCGUGGGAGGAGUAUGCUGCAGAAUCGAUACUAUAGAUGGCAAAACUAAGCUUUAUAUUAUGACCUUAGGUUGUUUAGCUCCUUAUCGAAAUCUUGGAAUAGGAUCUCAUAUGCUCAAUCAUGUAUUUCAUAUUUGUGAAAAAGAUAAUAGAAUUGAUACAAUAUAUUUACAUGUACAAAUAAGCAACGAAGUGGCCAUAAAGUUUUACCAAAAAUUCGGUUUCGAAAUUAAAGAUAUCAAGGAACAAUAUUACAAAAGGAUCGAACCUCCUGAUGCUUAUAUUUUAGAAAAAAAAUUAAAAACCGCUAAUUCAUUAUCGCCAAGUUCGAAGUCAAAUGCCAUAAAAGAGAAGCCAUAAUAAAUUAACCCAAAUUACGUGUAAAGAUUUAAACUACGAAACAAUUAACGAAAUUAAGCCUUAUUGUUUUUGAAUAAAUUGUAAUUUUAAAUAAAAUUAUAUAUUUCGUAAUGAAUAUUUAUACUCGUAACGCCAUUGUGAAUCUAAUUAUAAAUUUGACAAAUCAUAUUUUUUGAAAACGAAAGCCCCGCUUAUGUGAAGAAUUAAUUUAUGGGACUCCUCAAAACGCUAAAUGCGAUAAAAAUAUUAAGGGUUAUAUUGUACACUGUAUAUUUUACUUCUUUUUUGCAAUAAGAAAGAGUUCGCUAAACCAUUUAUGGAAACACGCAUUCUUAAAAUUAUUAAACAUGUAUUAAUUGUUAUCGUAUCUAUUGUCUAGAAAUUAUUUAACCCUUUCUCACCCGAUUUUUCAUUAGUAUUUUAAUUUUAUAUGCAUUAAAAAUGACCAUUGAUAACUUCUGAAUUUUUAAUAUUUGCUGUUUCGUAUUUUGUUAUUAACUCGCUUUGAUUUGUAUGUUAUCUUACGUACUGUUUUCGCGCCAAAAUUUUAAUUCAUAUUUCUGAUUAUCAAA
Gordionus sp. m RMFG-2023 is the source of this 1119-nucleotide messenger RNA. Its product is annotated as N-alpha-acetyltransferase 50-like. Gene Ontology annotation, cellular component: NatA complex. The coding region runs from base 20 to 547 and encodes 175 amino acids. The transcript is spliced from 5 exons. The record is from RefSeq and is a predicted model, not a curated record. Lineage: Eukaryota; Metazoa; Nematomorpha; Gordioida; Chordodea; Parachordodidae. Gene Ontology annotation, molecular function: N-acetyltransferase activity. Gene Ontology annotation, biological process: mitotic sister chromatid cohesion.